AUGGAAGGAAAAGGAUGCCUUGGAAAUUUUCUUGAAAAGGCUAAGCCUUACAUAGCCAUGAUUUCAUUACAAUUUGGCUAUGCUGGUAUGAACAUCAUUACCAAAGUAUCACUCAAUAGAGGAAUGAGCCACUAUGUGCUUGUUGUCUAUAGGCAUGCCUUCGCCACUGCUGUUAUUGCUCCCUUCGCUCUCAUCCUCGAAAGGAAAGUGAGGCCAAAGAUUACAUUUCCAAUUUUCAUGCAGCUUUUUGCGCUGGGACUUCUUGGACCAGUGAUUGAUCAAAACUUUUACUAUGCUGGGCUAAAAUUUACUUCCCCUACUUUCUCAUGUGCCAUGAGUAACAUGCUCCCAGCUAUGACAUUUGUUAUGGCAGUCCUAUGCAGGAUGGAGAAGGUGGACAUUAAGAAGGUUAGAUGCCAAGCAAAGGUUGUGGGAACUAUAGUGACAGUAGCUGGAGCCAUGUUGAUGACAUUGUACAAAGGUCAUGUCCUUAAUAUGGUGUGGUCCAACUACGUUCAUCCUCAUAAAUCCAACGUUCCUGAUACCACUACUGAACCAUCUGAUAAGGACUGGUUUAAAGGGUCAAUUUUACUUAUAAUUGCCACACUUGCGUGGGCUUCUUUCUUCAUCCUUCAGGCAAUCACAUUAAGAAAAUACACAGCACAACUCUCCCUCACAGCCAUAGUGUGCUUCCUUGGGACCUUACAGUCUAUAGCUGUCACUUUUGUGAUGGAACACAAAUCCUCAGCAUGGACUAUUGGCUGGGACAUGAACCUCCUCGCUGCUGCCUAUGCCGGUAUUGUAUCGUCAAGUAUUGCAUACUAUGUACAAGGCCUUGUGAUGCAGAAAAGAGGGCCUGUCUUUGUCACUGCUUUCAGUCCAUUGAUGAUGAUCAUUGUAGCCAUCAUGGGCUCUUUCAUCCUGGCUGAAAAGAUAUAUGUUGGAGGUGUUCUUGGAGCAGUGUUGAUUGUGGCUGGACUUUACUCAGUCUUGUGGGGCAAAUACAAGGAAUACAAGGAGAAAGAAACCGAGGAAAUUCCCGAACCAGUAAAGGGAAGUACAAGAAACAAUCAAACUGCAAUGGUCAUUGAAGAUUUUGAAGCAAAUGACAUUGAAAUGCAGAAAAGUGAGGCUGAUAAAAUGGCUGUCUCAACAGUAGCCAUGAGUGUUCCUGCUCGAACAGCUUAA
This is a messenger RNA of Fraxinus pennsylvanica, 1188 nucleotides long. The record is from the annotation of a GenBank genome assembly. NCBI's taxonomy places the organism in Eukaryota, Viridiplantae, Streptophyta, Magnoliopsida, Lamiales, Oleaceae.